Molecule: messenger RNA, 2498 nt
Organism: Eleginops maclovinus (Patagonian blennie)
Lineage: Eukaryota; Metazoa; Chordata; Actinopteri; Perciformes; Eleginopidae
Gene: fgf20b
Product: fibroblast growth factor 20b
Exons: 3
Coding region: 1044-1679 (211 amino acids)
Biological process (GO): regulation of cell migration; fibroblast growth factor receptor signaling pathway; positive regulation of cell population proliferation
Cellular component (GO): cytoplasm
Molecular function (GO): growth factor activity; fibroblast growth factor receptor binding
Source: RefSeq, a predicted model, not a curated record
UCGACAUGGCUCUUGAAGCCGGAGCGCCUGUACGAGCAGCAGUAGUAAUAAUAGUAAGCAGCCCCGGCCGCGGCGGUUCCUGCAGAGACAACUUUCAACACUUUCGUUGCUUUCUGCGUCGUAAACGUCCCUGUCUUGAAGCUGUUAGUGAGUAAAGGGAUAAGCCUGCGUAGGGCAGCCAUGGCUGUUUACACUAAGGUGUCGUAAGCGACAACACUCUCACACACGGCUAAGAGCAGCUCGCGCUCAAGCUGCCUGCUGCUGCUGCUGCUGCUGUUCCGAGCUCGCGAGAUAUGCUGUGGGUAUUUCAAGUCGCUCUGGGAUUACAAGCCGUCAGAUUCGUGAGAGUGAAGGAAAUGUUCAAAUCUUUAGACAAUCAUAGAUACACACUGUGACCUAUUUCUCAUGUUUCGUGGGUUUAUUUUAAGUGUCAUAUAUUUUGGUUAUAUGUUUAAUUUGGGUUUUAAGUGAUGUAAGUGCUUAGUUUAAGCCCACAGCCCACCAACAACUAUCUAUCUCUCUUUAUAUGCCCUUAGGAGAAGGGGGGGAAAAAAUCCCUGCCAGGGCACGUCUGAACUGUGACAGCCACGCCCAUUACUAGUCCUGUGGUUUUGCACCUGCCUCACCACCCCUGCCACUUUGAGCGCAAAACCUUCAGAAGCUCCUGUACCUGCACUGCAGCGUUUCCUCAGCCCGCACUACUGAAUCCAACACUAUCGUGUGCCCUUCACGGCUCCACCGAGGCAUCACGCUGUGAACAGGUAUGCAACACAAGGGUUAUCUGAGCGGAAACUGCAGCAUACCCCAACUGAUGAAGACGCAGCGGUGUGAAAAAGGAGAAAUCAGUGCAGCCAGCAGCGGAGAUAUUGUGAUUGUUUAAUGACAGGGGGUGACAAAUCCGUGUAAUCGCACAACGGGUGCAUGUGCUAAAUAACGGGGGACGUAAACAUGCAAUAAGUGGAAGUGGCAACCAGGUAGUGUACUACGCACGAGCGCUCGCUCCGGACCUCCUCACUGAACUUUACCCGCUGAGCUUUGACGCGAUGGCUGCUGCUGCUCUGGGGGAAGUUGGAGGCGUCUUACACGGCAUCGAUGGUGUCGCACAGGUCGGGUCCACUUUCUUACUGACCCCUCUCGGGGACAGUCCGACUCUUCUUGGGGAGCACCUAAUGCUAUCCGGGGACCGGCUCUCGCGCAGCACCGCGGCGGAUUUAACGCACCUGAAAGGGAUUCUCAGGAGGAGACAGUUAUACUGCAGGACUGGUUUUCACCUGGAAAUACUUCCGGAUGGCUCGGUGCAAGGGACAAGGAAGGAUCACAGUCGUUUUGGUAUUUUGGAAUUCAUAAGCCUUGCUGUUGGGUUGAUAAGCAUUCGAGGGGUGGACAGUGGACUCUAUCUGGGGAUGAAUGACAAAGGAGAGCUGUAUGGAUCUGAGAAGCUUUCAGCUGAAUGUGUCUUCAGGGAGCAGUUUGAGGAGAACUGGUACAACACAUACUCCUCCAACCUCUACAAACACGGAGACAGAGGGACACGUUACUUUGUGGCAUUAAAUAAAGAUGGGACACCUAGGGACGGGACUAAAUCCAGGCGACACCAGAAAUUCACACACUUCUUGCCCAGGCCUGUGGACCCUGACCGCGUGCCAGAGCUGUACAGGGAUAUCCUGGGACACAGCUGAGACCUGGAGGCCCGGUCCAGUUCAGGAAUAGCUGCUAAAGCCCUGGCAGGCAGGGAGCAGAGAAGAGGAGAAGGACCCAGGCAGGCAGGGAUGUGGCCGAUGCAGGCUGGUGGACAGCACCCCAACCGGCAGGGAUAAAGGUACCGGGGCCUCUUGUAGGAAUGCAUUGGCCAUCUCUCAGCAGCCAGGAAGACGGCUCACGCUCGGCAUGAGGGGCUUGUUUGUUUCACAAGGCCGGACGACCCUUAAAGUACCUGCGUGGAAUAGGAGACGAAUGGGAAACGGAGCUGACUGAUCACAGAGCAUCUCCUCUGGUCACACGGGGCCGGGUCCAUGGGAAUCUGUCAAGUCAUGAAAUAGUACUUUUAUUUUGUCAGAGAGCCGUCGUUUGUUCAGAAGGACUUUGAAGGAAAUCAGUUUUAUUUUGUUUUCUUACCUGUGUCUCGACCUGUUUGUAUAGAGCAAAAAGUGUAACAAAUUAUUUAUUCAUUUUAGAUACAUAUAUUUAUGUUAUAUAUUUAUUUAUUUGAGAAUAUAUUUUUACAGUUAGAUACAUGCAAUAUAGGAAUACCACUAGAGACUGUAUCGAUUAUAUAGAGACUGAGACACUGUACAAUUAUGUCUUUUAUUCUGAAAAAAGCUCAGCUAUGAGAUACUGUAAUAACUCCAAAAAUAUGAAACAUAUUGGCCACAUCUGGAAAGAUCCCCAAGUAUGGAAUGAAUUUCACCACAAUAUGGCAACUGUGAAUCAAUUUUAAAAAGAAUCUUUGUAAUGUUGACAUUUUAAUUCUAACCAAACUACUGUUACGUGUGUUAAAG